CAUUAAUAAAUUGGUCAGUUUCCCCUUUGAUCCCACUUGUUUGAUAAGAGGUGAUGUUUCUCUGAUUUGAGGACUGAAGCUGUGCGCGUGCCCGUCCCCAUUUUAAAUAAACAGAGGCGCGCCCCCUUUUCUCUGACACGCGGCUCUUGCCUGCUUUUAGUGGAAGCGCUGUUGGACCACAGAUGAGACACAGCACAGGAGAGCUCCCAUCCACAUGAAUGGUGGACAGCACCGCCACAACGCAGAGCCCGCUGGUUCUACGCGCCUCGGAGCAACAGAACUUCUCCUCACAACGGAUCGAUCUGUGAGUUUUAAUCGAUGGAUUUGCGUUCAAACGGACUGAUAAUUUUAUUUCCCAGGGAGGGAUAGUGGGGUAAGAAAGAACGCGUUUCUCUGUUUGGGGGUGAGAGAGAACGAACGGAGAGGCAGUGGGGAGGGUGGGGACAAGGGAACACACAUACAUGGAGCUCAUGGACAACUUGCACAGCGUCUCAUCGCAUUCCCAAGCGGGGAACCUCAUGAGCUCUCCCCACGCUCGGCCGUCACCGUCCCCCAGCACGACAUCCCGGAAUUUGGUCUCGCACGCUCCCGGUGCGCGGUCGGCCAUGGUCUCCGGGAUGGCCUCUCUUCUUGAAGGGUCCGGUGGGGACUACCGGACAGACCCGUCCGCCCUGUCGGGCCACCUCCAUCCCUCCAUCAGCAUGUGCGAGAACGGGAUGAGCCUUAGUAACACCUACACCACCUUGACCCCCCUGCAGCAUCUACCUCCGAUAUCCACCGUCGCGGAUAAGUUUCACCACCCUCACUCCCACCACCAUGCUGCCGCCCACCAACGACUCUCCGCCGGCAACGUCAGCGGAAGUUUUACGCUGAUGCGGGAUGACCACCGGGGACUCGCGUCCAUGGGAAACUUGUACAGUCACUACCCAAAAGAGAUAUCCGUGUCCGGUAUGGGUCACGGCUCGCUCUCCCCGCUGUCCGGGGGCCUGACCUCUCUGCACAACUCCCAGCAGUCACUCUCGGCCUACGGUCCCAGCGCUCACAUCUCCACCGACUCCAAAAUGCUCUCCCCGGUGUCGGGCUUUGAGUCCCACGCAUCCAUGCUGUCCCGGAGCGACCAGGAGCACCUUGCCAGGAGUUUAGGAGGGCACAGCCACGGAUUGAUCUCCAACCUCAACGGCAUGCACCACCACCCGCACAGUCAUCUCCAUUCCCAACCGAACGGCGCCGUCAUGCUGGGCGACCGGGAGAUGCAUGGCCACGGGGCCAACCAGGGGGUCUCGGGGUCUGGCAUCCAGGCGGAGGAGAUAAACACAAAGGAGGUAGCUCAGAGGAUAACAGCCGAGCUGAAGCGGUACUCAAUCCCGCAGGCCAUAUUCGCACAGCGGAUUUUGAGCCGGUCGCAGGGCACCCUGUCUGACCUGCUGCGGAACCCCAAACCCUGGAGUAAGCUCAAGUCAGGCCGGGAGACCUUCAGGAGGAUGUGGAAGUGGCUGCAGGAGCCUGAGUUCCAGCGGAUGUCAGCUCUCCGACUGGCUGCAUGUAAACGGAAGGAGGAGGACCGGGGACGGGAGCGCAGCCAGGUGCCCAAGAAGCAGCGACUGGUCUUCACCGACCUGCAGCGUCGCACCUUGGUCGCCAUCUUCAGAGAGAACCGCCGCCCCUCCAAGGAGAUGCAGCUCACCAUCUCUCAGCAACUGGGCUUGGAGCUCUCCACCGUCUCCAACUUCUUCAUGAACUCACGCCGCCGCUGUCCGGAGCGCUGGGACACUGAGGAGCACGGCCACGGGGUGCACGGCGGCCACGGCCACGUCCACACGCCUCACGGAAACAGCGGAAACAACGGCGCGUCUCCGAUCCAACCUGGUUCCUCUUCCGCCAGCACGUUCUCCAAGGCCUGACGGCCGCAGGACGAAUUGAACGGAUGCGUGCAGGGUGGAGGAUGGGAAUUCCAUUUUCAAUGUUUGGGUAUUUUUACUAAAAAUGUCCUGCGCAGCAACUGAUCCAUGCGGCGCAUGUACAGACAAAUCAGAUGCGUUUAAAUGGACGUUUUUUAUUUGCAAACCAAAGAUUUAGUAGCAACCAUAGAUUCAGCUGAAAACCAAAGAGAACACAUCUCCACUAAACAGCUCUGCUGAAAGCGAGGUUUAGGUUUGUGUCACAGCAGUGCUGGGCGCGCAUGGAUCAGUGCGCACGGCUGUAGCCUCAGCUAAUCUCUUGUCUCCAUCCUCCUGUAACACGUAUAUUUAUGUAUUUGUUUGUUUGUGGAUUUGGUUCGACAUCAGAGUGAGAAUUUGUAAAUGUAGCCACAGAAGACCAUUUGUGGUGACCUGAAUGUGGGCAAGAUGCCGACCUGGCUGAGUUUCAGCUCCACUGGAGCCCCACUGAUCUAAAUCUUAUCGUUUCCUUUUGCAGCACUGGUAGGGAUGUCUCUCUGGAACCAGACACGGCGACUUGCAGCGACAUGCAGCAGUGCAUGCAUUUUUUCAUGUGUGUUUAAUCAUGGCGCAACGGUGUAGCCCAACCCGCUCCACGUCAGAGUAACAGCGCCACCUGCUGUGCAUUUGUUCCAAGUUUCUUCAAGAGAAUCACAUCAACCUGCAGUGUAAAUUAGACCUAUAAGUACCAACAUUCAUACUUGAGCCAACGUUUAGACCUGCAAACACCACACACACAUGCUUAAUCUUAAUCAAUACACCUUUUAAUUUAACCAUUUGCUUCUUAACACUCUCUGUCUGACUGUGCAGCCCUAAAGGCCGUGCAGAUACACGCGAGAUUAUAUUCAGGUUAAAAAAGAGAACAAUCAAUCGGGGACGAUGCUCCGCACUCUUCUAAAAGGAGUUGUCCCCAAGUGUAGGGAGCGAGGGAUGGAAGGAUGGAGAGGGGCUGCCAUGCUCUAGUGGCCAAACACGGAGGUCAAAUGUCACAAUAUAUAGGAUCCUGAGUGCCAAUGAUGUUUGCCUCUCUAUGAUAAUCAGAGAACAGAUGCAGCCUACUCCACCGCCCUCUGACUCGCUGUGUCUGCUUUGUUUCAUCACAGCUUUCAAUUUGCGAGCACUAUACGGGCACGUCGCCUGUUUCAUACCUCAGAAAAAGUCUGAUGUGAUAAACAUGAUUGUAAAUAACCUUUAAUUUAACCCUUUUCCCCCCUUUCUCCCUCUCGUAUCUAUUCUCUAUUAAUCUCUUGCUCCUCCCUCCUUAUUGUGUCUUUCUUUCAUUUCCCCCUCCCUAUGCUGAUGCGGGUAUUACUAGUACCAUAGACACAUGGUUUCUCUCUUGUGACUAUUGUGCUAUGUUGUGCUGAAACUAUAUGUAAAGAGCACUUUCUUGAAAAAAUGUAAAAAGUUUAGGUUAGGAUAAAAAAAAAAGACAAAUCAACAUGUCGUAGACUGAUUCUAUGCACAGACAAGGAAGGCAUAUAAACUGUGCAUAAUCCUGAUGACCUGAAUGAUCGAACACGCAGACUAUCUGGAUGUGAAGAACCUCUUCUUUGAUCAUUACUGAAUCCUCUUUAAAUGGGACUAUCGCUGCAUUCCUCUGCUGAUGGUGUUCUUUCCUUACCUCCUCAUUUCUAAGUGUCUUUAUACCUUUUUUUUGGUGUGGGCAAAGCCACUUGUUCUGAACCAUCUUCUAGCGGGAGAUAAUCAAACUAGAGGGGAGGACGAAGAGUACGGCAGGGGAGGCAGCAGCAUCAGAGGAAGCAUUUAAGUGACAUUCCUCCACAAACUGACCAGUGGUUUAAAUUUUCUGCACAGAUUGUCUGUUUGAGGUGCCAUCUGGGAAUGAUCCUGGGGUCCAGGGGAGAGAAAUAUUUGAAUUGUAGACCCUCGCUGUGGCGUUACUUCUCAGAGUAACUGUGACACAGCAGUCAAAUACCAAAGAUGCUUUGUGGCUCACUAUUCACACUGGACUUGGGACACACAUGCAUUUAAAUGCACACACAGCACAUGCAAACACAUAGACUGAGAGCAGUCGUGCGGCAUGGCAAAACACAACAGAGGUAGUUGUCGUGUGGGAAGAGUUGAGUGCCUUUUUCCUUCAACCAGGGGUCGGACUGCUCUGUUCACAGAAAAUUCCUUCAUUCAGUUCAGAGAAUUGGGGGUGUGCUUGGCAAAGAGGGAGGCACACUGGGGGAGGGCGGGGUCAUCCUACUCCUUCAGUCUUAAAGCAAACGGGGAAUUUUUCAAUGUUCACCACGUUGCUUAUUGUCAAAAUCAUCUGAUCAGAUUCUCACAAGGUGCACAUGCACACACACACACACACACACACACACACACACACACACACGCACGCACACACACACACACACACACACACACACACACUCACACACACACACACACACACACACACACACACACACACACACACACACACACACACACACACACACACACACACACACACACACACACACACACACACACACACACUCACGCAAAAACACACAUUAUUUUUUAUCACUGUGCGUGCAUGUGUGUGUGUGUGUGUGUGCGUGCGUGCGUGCAUGCAUGUGUGUGUGUUUGUGUGUGUGUGUGGUUUUGAUUGUUUACAAAAUCUUCUCUCCAUUCCACUGUUUCCUCACCCUUCAUUUGGAGCAAAUCAAACCAAAAUGAAAAUCCAAUUGUGAUGCUCAUUGGUGGACCCCCCCCCCCCCCCCCACCACCACACACACACACACACACACACACACACACCUACCCUUUUUGCUGAUUCCUCCAUCCAGGGUAUAGCUUUACAACCAGACAGGCAUGUGCAGACAAAUCUUUGUUAUAUACCUCAAAUCUUUAUUGUAAAGGUUCAUGUAUAAGCAACACUGAUGAUGAUUGUUCUGCUUUAUGUUUUUUUUUUGUAUCUGUUAGCUGAUGUAUCAUUUGACAUGUUUUGGGUUUAUUUAUUGAUAUAUUUUCUUUUCUUUAGUUCUGGGACUAAAUAAAAACAAGGGGAGGACUAAAUCAAAAGCUGGCGAUAGGCUGUUCUGAAGGACAAAAGACAAAAAAUAAAUCAGACUUCAAAUAACCAAAACAAAAAUUAAGAUCAAAACAUCAACAACUUGUGUUUUGCAUCAAUUUUGUGUUUGAAAAUUGCCUCUCAUGUGUGUAAACGUGAUUUCCAUAUUAAAAAACACAGAACCAGCCUAACAAACCCCUUUUUCAUUAGGGACGGGGUAUUUUAAUUCUUUUUUAUUUGCAUGAAUUCAAAGUGUAAAUAAACAACAGGAUGAAGUAUACCUCUACAGGUGGAGGAGAGGGGGAGGAACUACAUUUGGUAAUCUUUGCAUUUUUUGUUCUGUGUCUUUUUCUGUGCUGUUUGUGUGUAUUUGUAUAGACUUUGUGUACUUCUGUGUGUAUAUCAGCCACGUUGUUCCUCCUCUCUGUUUGUAACUGUCCCCACAUUCCUGUUUCAUGGCACAGCCAGUCCGGGGUGUGUGUGCGUGUGUGUCUUGUUUCCCUGCUACAAUCAGGUCCAUCUGUAUUUAUUGUGAAUUUGAUGAGCUUGAGUGUGUUUCUGCUUUCUGAAAUAUAAACAAACCGAAGAAAAGAAAGCAGAAACAUCUUCAUCAUCAAAACACUUCCACCUUUCAAAGCUUCAGAGUGGACUUCUUCUCCCUCUUCCUUUACCGCUCAGUCAAUCAGAACCAAGUGUCUUUGUGAUAAUAGAGACAAUCACUUUAAACAAAACAGAGGAACAAAAAUGAAGGGGGGGGGGGGGUGAUGGAGGAUGAUGGAGAAACUGACUCGACAGGCAAGGAGGAUAGGGGUGAGAAUGGCUUUAAGAAGUGUGUCGGUGAAAGUGUGUGAUCACCCUUAACCUCUGCAGGGUGACCUUUAUGGUGUGGGCCGAGGCAUCAGAGAACCCCCCCCCCCCACCC
Molecule: messenger RNA, 5872 nt
Organism: Nothobranchius furzeri (turquoise killifish)
Lineage: Eukaryota; Metazoa; Chordata; Actinopteri; Cyprinodontiformes; Nothobranchiidae
Product: hepatocyte nuclear factor 6
Biological process (GO): regulation of transcription by RNA polymerase II
Cellular component (GO): nucleus
Molecular function (GO): RNA polymerase II cis-regulatory region sequence-specific DNA binding; DNA-binding transcription factor activity, RNA polymerase II-specific
Source: RefSeq, a predicted model, not a curated record